AUGGCUGGGGCGUUCAUCCUGCUUGCUCUUUGCUGGGUAUUUGGACUGGCUUCUGGUAACAAUUCAAAUGCAUGGUUCGGGAACGUCUCUACCAACCUUUUCUAUUUACAAGGAGACAUUGUGCUUGGUGGGCUCUUCCCCAUCAACAGUAUAACCAGCAACCUGAGUGACAGGUUGACUCCAAACGACAUUGCAUGUGAACGGUUAAGACCAUCAGGCCUGGGUGCCUCUCUCGUCAUGAAAUACACUGUGGAUGAGAUCAACGCCAACCAGGCUCUGCUGCCGGGGAUCAAGCUCGGCUAUGAAAUCUUCGACACAUGCUCUCAAUCUGCCACACUUGUCAAGUCUACCAUUUAUCUUCUCUCUGACAAAGACACCGGGGAGUUGGCAGUGGAGUGUAACUACACCGACUACGAGCCCAGGGUGGCAGCCAUUAUCGGGCCGUACACCUCAGAGAUGGUCACUGUCGUCGGGAACCUCCUGGGAUUCUUUCUCAUGCCCCAGAUCAGCUAUGGCGCCACCAGCACCAUGUUCAGCGACAAUCUGCUGUUCCCAUCAUUCAUGCGCACCGUGCCUGACGACAGGCUGCAGGCGAUGGCCAUAGUGCAGCUGCUUAUAGAGUUUGAUUGGAAAUGGUUGGUCAUAGUUGGCAGCGACGAUGAGUAUGGGCGGCAGGGCCUGCAGGAGAUCUCCACCUUGUCAGAAAACACCAGCCUUUGCAUCGCAUACAAGGGCCGGAUCCCUGUGUACACAGACCCGUACGCAGAGAUCAAAAUCAUCUUGGACAACAUUGAAAUCACUGAAGCGGGCGUGGUCGUGGUGUUUUCGGGCGUGAUCUCUGCGGAAAUCUUUUUUAAAGAGGUGAUGAAGAGAAACAUGACUGCCGUGUGGAUCGCCAGCACUGCCUGGGCGCUUGACUCUACACUGACCAACAUGGACAACAUGCACACCAUCGGCACGAUUAUCGGGCUUGCAGAUAACACCGGGGCGCUCCCCUUGUUUGCCAGCUAUGCAGAAGAGCUGUUUACCAAAAUAAGCCAAACCACUGAUGACCCUGAGCCGACACAAGGAGCCACCCAUUCCAAAGAUCCAUGCCCACAAUGUGCAAACUUGUCCCCGGCAAAUUUGAGCCUGGCAACUAAUACUUACAUACAGCAUUCCGGUUUUAGUGUGUAUGCUGCCGUCUACACUGCGGCACAUGCGUUGCACACACUGCUGAAUUGUGAUGUUUCAAGCUGUACUUGGACAGAGGACAGUAAAGUCUAUCCUUGGAUGCUUAUGAAAGAACUGAGGAAAACUACCUUCGAAUUGAAUGGUAUACAAAUGUCUUUUGACAGCAGUGGCAACCCAGACCUAGGAUACAUUCUGGUGGAAUGGUUUUGGGAAAAUGGCAUUUUUAAAUCUAAAACGGUUGGACAAUAUCACAACAGUCUGUCCCUGAACAAAUCCCUCCUGGAAUGGCAUACAGACGAUAAUCAGGUCCCCCAGUCGACAUGUUCGUCAAAUUGUGGGGCAGGCCAAGUACGCAGAGUCAAAGGCUUUCAUUCCUGCUGCUUUGACUGCAUUGACUGCAUGGCAGGCACAUUUCAGGCAAUAAAUGAUGACAUCCAGUGCAGAAGGUGCCCCAGAGGCCAGUGGUCACUUGUUCGCAGCACAAACUGCACCGAUCCUACCUUUGAGUACUUGACAUGGAGCCAGCCCGAGUCCCUGGGGCUGAUGUUUGCCGCGCUGAUGCUCAUAGUGUGCCACAGCUGCGUCGGGGCGCUGUUCCUGAAGCACAGAGGGACCCCACUGGUAAAGGCCUCUGGGGGGUUCCUGAGUGGUCUCGCUCUCCUCUGCCUUGGCGCCAGCUGCCUCAGUCUGUUGCUCUUCCUGGGUCAGCCGGGGAACAUGGUGUGUCGUCUUCAGAUGCCCCUAAACUCCAUCCUCCCAACCGUGGCCCUGGCAACCAUCACCAUCAUUUCCCUAAGGAUGUUUUAUAUGACCGAGUUCCCUGAGAAGGCUGUCUCUCAUCUGGAUGUAAUAAAGCGCGUGGAAGGCUGGCUUGUCUUGGCUUGCUGCUGCGUGGAGGCUGGGAUCUGUGGCUGGUUUACCCAAACAGUGCCUCUUCUGUCUCAAUAUCUGGCCGAUAUGGACAUUCACUUUGUCAGUGAAUUCCUGGUGUGUCCCGUGGAGCUACUAGGUUUGGGCCUAUUGCAAGGCUUUAACACAGGCAUGGCCCUGAUAUCGUUCAUGUGCACCUUCAUGGCGGUGAAGCCCAUCCAUCAGUAUAACCUAGCCAGGGACAUAACCUUCUCCACUCUGCUCUACUGCGUGAUUUGGGUGGUCUUUAUCCCGAUCUAUACCGGCUUGAACGAUAAGUUCAAGUCCAUCAUCUACAUGAUUUUCAGUUUGGGAAGCAAUAUAGGACUAGUAGCUGCUUACUACUUUCCAAAAUGCUACAUGUUGUUGAAGAAACCAGAACUCAACACUGACGAGUACUUUCGUAGCUACCUGGAGGGCGCUCCACCAAGGCCACUGGAGGAGGAGCAGCCAAACCAAGCGCCUGAAACCAGCCAGGAAUCUGAACUUAAACCAGAUGAUCCCCACAAAGGCUAGAAACAUCGCCCAUUAAGGCGCUAGAUUUGAGCGCUACAUUAUCAUGAAAAAUAUAUUUAUUUUUCCUAAACCACA
Messenger RNA from Gadus morhua (Atlantic cod), 2673 nucleotides. It is a transcript of the gene tas1r3, whose product is annotated as taste receptor, type 1, member 3. NCBI's taxonomy places the organism in Eukaryota, Metazoa, Chordata, Actinopteri, Gadiformes, Gadidae. Gene Ontology annotation, cellular component: plasma membrane. The transcript is spliced from 8 exons. The coding region runs from base 1 to 2598 and encodes 865 amino acids. Gene Ontology annotation, molecular function: G protein-coupled receptor activity. Gene Ontology annotation, biological process: sensory perception of sweet taste; sensory perception of umami taste; G protein-coupled receptor signaling pathway. The record is from RefSeq and is a predicted model, not a curated record.